ACAGCACAUGGCAUAUCUAGAUGAGUAAUACCGUCAACAACCAAUGUCGGGAUUCCAAUUUAUUGUUUGUCACCGCCUUAGUCAUCCGGCAAGCGCCGAAAAUGGAAAUGUCUGGGACAACAUGCCGUCAUUGGCACACCCACGCGGGGGCAGUUAUUCAAAAAACUGAAAUGCCAAGUCAGCUGCGAUCAAGAAAAAUACCUGGUAGAGCUGAUGUUGGAGCUUCAACCUCAAAAGUUGUUGCCAAGAAGAUAAAGAAACCAGAGAGGUCUUCAAAAAAGAAAGAAAAGAAAGCACAUAAACCUGUUGCAGGAAAGCUAUCCAAAAAGCCUAAGGCAAGCAAUGGAAACAAGAAUAAAAAUAAUGACCCUGGAAGUUUUGGAGGAAAGGAAAAAAUCAGGCAGCAAGUUAGUUUGAAAGAUAAACUCAGUAAAGAUAAUGAUGACAAUGAUGGAAUAAAACGCAGAACAGCAAGGCAAUGUAAAGUAGAAGCACAAACAAAUAUAAAGCUGUUGUCUUCCCCAGGUGGAUUAUUUAAAGAAAGCAAAGUCAUCACUGACUCACCUAAACUUACACUUUCUAGAACUCAAAAAGUGAGUGGAAAUGAUCCAGGUAAAACAAACUGUGUGAAUAGUAAAACCCCAGUUAAAAAAAUACUGAGUAGUUGUAAAGAUGGCGAUAAAACCACAUUCUUACAAACUGAUAAGGGUUCAGAACAAGCAAAAGCCAAAACUUUAAGCAAGGCCAGUAACGAGACACCCAAAAGUAGACUUACCAGAAGUUCUGUGAAAGAAAAAGAAAUUGUUAAACCAAAAGGCAAGAGCCUGUAUGAAGAAUUACUUGAAUUGGAGAAGGGCACCGUGAGAAAGUUGAGACAACGGGUUCCACCAGUGAAAAGGCACCAUUCAGCCAGCAGGUCAAGCGAUGAGGAUGAAGCAAAUGGUCUCAUUAAUAAAGCAAUAGGGCUUUCUGCUAGGAGACCAAAAAUUGCAAGGAAAGACAUUGCAUCAAAACCAAAGUCCUCACAUACCAGUCAACUGAAAACAAUUACCUCUAAAACAAAGUUCAAACAGUCUUUUCAGGAGUCAAAUUCAGAAGAUUCAAGUGAGGAGGAAAGUGAUGUUGAUGCCAUUGAGAAUGAUGAUGGAGACAGACAUUUAGAGGAUUCAUCUGGUGAUAGUUCUGAAGAAGAAGACAUUAGUGUUAUAAAAACCUUGUCGGUUGAAGAAGUGGAAAAAGAACGAAAAGCUGAAGAAGAACAGAAGAAAAAAGAAGAGCAGGUGGAUGAGGUCAAGCGACUGAAAAAUGUUUUGAUAUGGAAGCAAGAGCAGUUAGUGGAUCUGCGACAAGUUCAAAGACAAAAUACAGUGUUGGAAAAGAAAAUUGCACAACUUACAAAAUCUAAUAGCAGUCAGGUAAUAGAUAACAACCCAGAAGUGGUGCUGCGACCUUUGACAUUACCAGAAUGCAGUGACGACCCCUUAGAAUCACAGAUUACCAAGUUUAAGGAUUCAAUUAAACAAAUAGAAAGUGAAAUGACUGCCUUGGAGUCUGCAGUUGAAGUGAACAUGGAACUGGAAUCCAGGCUGAGGGAGCUGCAGCAUUCCAAGGAGAGAGAACAGUACUAUGAAAAGGAAGAGGAAAGGAAAAAGAAAAAUGAGGAGGUUCAGAAGCAGACAGAAAAGGCCUUGCUCCAGUUGCAACAAGAAAAUGAGAAGUUGCAAGAAAUGGUGAAAAAAGCCAGAGAGGAUCAGUGGAAGAAUGAGCAGGAUAGGAUGAAAAAUGAGACUACUACACUAAACACAGUCAAUGGCAUGCUAGAGGGAAUGCUUAAAAAUCUUAUGAAAGGAAUUGGAACACAGGUAGCAUCCCAGAACACAGCAUUCCCUGGCACCUCAAUGACUGCAUCUGGGAGUGGAGCCCCUCAACAACCUCCAGGCCCAGGGUUUUCUUCUGGUUCAGCAUUCUUUCCUGGCUAUGGCUGGAUUGGGUCAAAUUCCCUUCCCCCUGGUCAGGCUUUGGCUCAGAUGGCAGACAUGCUAGCUGCUCAUACCUUAGCCAAUGCUAAGGGGCAGACAAUUAAUCAGACUAGGCUUCCAGGACAGCCUCCAUCUUCAGCAGCAAGAUUUCAUAUCUCAGCACCCACAUCAUCAGCCAAACCAGCAACAUUAGUGUCAGUGGCAGAAUCAGUUUCUUCCUCGACAUCAUCUACUUUGUCACAGAGUCAAAAAGCACAGCAGCCUGCCAUUGUUGAUUUGACACAGUCACCAGUAUUAUCCUCAGUCCCAUUAACAAACAAUGUAGCUUCCCAGCAACUCUCAGCAUUAAGUGCCAGCCAGGCACCUAUACCAAAUGUAGACAGGUCUAGGUUGUAUUUUACUACCACUGGUUCUCUGUGUAACACAAGCAAACUCAAUGAAUUGGCCAGUAAAACUGCAGAUUCCAAAGGGAAGGGUGAGAUGAAAACAAAGGGCUCCGAGGAUUCUUCAUUAACUAAGGUGGAUGGUAUCAAAUCUUGUAAUAUCCCUAAGACUUCGGUUAGCAACAAAAAUCAGGAUGCUAUCAAGGAUCCUGUCAAGGAGAAAAUGGAAAAAGAUGAGGCUGAGAAGACUUCAGGUAAUGAUAUAUCUAAAGAUUCUGAUAUAGAAAUCCUUGACACAUCAGCAGAAAGCUCAUCAUCGGAGAAGGGCAACAAGAAAUCCAACAAAGGUAAAAAGGGAUCCGUGUCUAAAGAGAAACAAAAGGGCAAAAAGAAAAUGGAGAUCAAAGGAAGUAAAGGUAAACAAAAGAAAGAAGCAUCAUCAACAACAAAGAGGUCUCUCAGAGGAUCAAAAACACAUGAAAAGAAAGUUGAAAGUGAUAAUGAAAGUGAAAUUGACACAAGAGAUGAUGGAGAUAUUAUAGUUGUGAGCAGUGAGGAAGAAGAGGAGAAAAAAAUAGCAAAUGGGAAAAGGAAGAAAAGAUCACCUAUGAGGACAACCAAAAGGAGAACCAGGAGCAGAAAAGAUGAGUCAGAAGAAAGUGAGAGUGGGGCAGAAGCUGAUGAUGAUGAAGCAGAUGAUGAUGAGGAAUCUGUAGAAGGAGGGAAAAAAGGAAAGAAAAAGAAAAAUAAGAAAGAAGAUGGCACACCUGGGCAGUACAAGAGGAGGGAUAUCCAGCGUCUUUUUAAGAGGAGCAAACUGAAGAAGGAGACAUUGGAGGCCGAGAAAGCAGAAAAAGAAAGACUCAAGAGAGUUGAAGAGAUUAAGAAAAAGCACCAUGUGGUCCAAGUCCCAGAUCCCAAGUCCCCCAAUAAAUGUCCAGUGACCACCAAGCUAGUGCUGGAAAUGGAUGCCAAUGGAAAGCCUGUAAUUGAAGUGAACAGCAAACUGGCAAAGAAGCUCAAACCACAUCAAGUAGAAGCUGUAGAGUUUCAGUGGGACUGCUGCAUAGAGACCCUGGACACAUUGAAGAAGGAAGAAGGCAGUGGUUGUAUUCUGGCACAUUGUAUGGGAUUAGGGAAGACUUUGUCUGCAAUAACACUAGUCCACACACUGUUAUCUAACAAGGUGACAGGGUUGAAGACCUGCCUCGUGGUGUGUCCUUUGAACACAGUGCUGAAUUGGAAGCAUGAGCUGAAUUACUGGCUAGACAAAAAGGAUAGGCUGAAGGUGUACGAGAUUGUCAGCGUAAAAGUCAACAAGGAAAGAUCUGAGUUGCUGAAGAAAUGGCAUAAUGGUGGAGGAGUCAUGAUCAUUGGAUAUCAGAUGUUCCGUAUUCUGUCUCAUUCACAUACAAAAAGUAAAGUGCAGAAGGAGAUCUUCACGACUACACUUUUGGAUCCAGGUCCUGAUAUUGUGAUCUGUGAUGAAGGUCACAUGCUGAAGAAUGACAGCUCUGCCAUUUCUAAAGCCAUGAAUAAAAUCAGAACUUUGAGAAGGGUAAUACUUACAGGGACUCCACUUCAGAAUAAUCUUUCUGAGUACCAUUGCAUGGUGAAUUUUGUCAAGCCUAAUCUCUUGGGUACUCGCAAAGAAUUCUCUAAUAGGUUUAUCAAUCCCAUCACAAAUGGACAGUGCUCUGACUCCACUCCGUUAGAUGUGAAACUGAUGAAGAAGAGGUCUCAUGUUCUACAUGAAAUGCUGUCUGGGUGUGUGCAGAGAAGAGACUAUUCUGCCCUUACCAAGUAUCUUCCAGAAAAGUAUGAGUACAUACUGUCUGUCCGUCUGUCCCCCAUUCAGAUGACAUUAUACCAAGAAUAUCUGAAGCGCACAGGUCGCAGUGAAGCCGUGCCUAAAAACUUUUUCACUGGUGCUAGCCUGUUCCAGGACUACCAUCACCUGCACAGGAUUUGGACACACCCAUGGGUACUGAGGCUGGAGCAGAUCAGGCAGGAGAACAGGAUGGUUGAUGAUGGUGCUAGUUCAUUUGCUGAGAGCAGUGAAGAUGAGGAAUCUGAAGAAGAGAUUUUAGAGGAGGUGGAGUCGACAACAUCCCCUAGUGACAUCUCCUCUGAAUCUGCCAUGUCAUUAUCAGAAUCUGAAAGUGAAGUUUCCAAAGAAGGCAGCCAGAAGAAUAAGAAGUCACAAGGAAAAGUCUCUAAGGGUAGCAGAGAGAAAAAUAGGAAAGAAGCCCUUUUGAAAGGCAAAGGAAGGACUGAAAAGGAUGUAAGUAAGGAGGACACCAAGUUAAGUAAAGGAACAAGAAGCUCCUCAGUUCUUUCUGAAAACAAAAAGUCUUCCAAGCAAGUGCCAAAGAAGAAAGAUGAAGACAAAGAGAUCAAGUUUAGGGACCUAGAUGAUGAGCUGAGGACAAGAAUACAUGGGGAAUAUGUGAGAGGAUGGAAGUCACUAAGAAGAGGAGGAAAAGAGUUCAUAGAAGAGGCACCAAAGGAGCGUGAAAAGGAGUGGUGGGAGGAAUAUAUCAGAGAAGAAGACCAGCAUGACCCAGCAUUGAGUGGGAAGCUAAUGCUGCUGUUUGAUAUCAUCAGGAUGGCUGAAGCAGUUGGGGACAAGGUGCUUGUCUUUAGUCAGAGUCUACUGUCUCUGGAUCUGAUAGAACAGUUCCUGGCACGCAUAAAUGAGCAGGCAAAGGCAGGAACCAACCUGAAGAAGUCAAAAAAGAAGCUGAAUCCAUUGUAUAAUACGUGGACCAAAAAUGAAGACUACUUUAGAAUUGAUGGCUCAACGGUUGCCCAACACAGACAGAAGUAUAUGGGAGACUUCCAGGACCACAAAAAUACAAAGGGCCGUCUAUUCCUGAUCUCCACCAAGGCAGGUUCCCUGGGGAUCAACCUGGAGGCUGCCAACCGUGUGGUAAUAUUUGAUGCCUCCUGGAACCCAUCCCAUGACAUCCAGUCCAUAUUCAGGGUCUACAGAUUUGGGCAGGAAAAACCAGUGUUUGUUUAUCGAUUUCUGGCACAGGGCACAAUGGAAGAAAAAAUCUACCAGCGUCAAGUUUCCAAGCAAUCUUUGGCUCAAAGAGUAGUUGAUGAACAACAAAUAGAGAGGCACUUUUCUGCUGCUGAUUUGGCAGAGUUGUACAGCUUCAAGCCUGAGAGACUGGACGAUCCAGAGAGGAAAAAGAAACCAACUCCCAAGCUGCCAAAAGAUAAAAUUUUAGCCGAACUUCUCAGUACUCGACAAGACUGGCUGGUUGGCUACCAUGAGCAUGACUCCCUGCUGCAGAAUAUAGAGGAAGAAACAUUGACAGAGGAGGAACGCAAGACAGCAUGGGAAGAGUACGAAAAUGAAAAGCAGGGAAUUUUUACACAUCUGGGACCAGCAUUUGCUCCACCGCCACCCCCUAUGCAGUUCAAAUUCAUGUAUCCAAGACCUCAGUCACAGCCUUAUCGUAACCUUGCCCCUAGACCAGCUCAUCCACCCUCUCUGGGGGGCAGGCCACCCAGUCUAGCAUCAUUCCCAAAUUUGAACCAGCAGUUGACCCUGGGCAUCAACCAACAUCUGCCCCCUGGCGUGCCUCUAACCCCACAGUUUCAUCAGCAACUACAGAGGCAGCUGCCCAAUGUCAUACAGGCUAUUCUAAAGACUAACCCCGGUGUGUCAAUUGAUGAGUUGCAGAGACGUCUGCAGCAGUUUCUGAAAACUCAGCUCAUGUAUCACUUCCAGGCCAUCCUCAAGCAGCAAGGGUUCCCGUAUAAAAAGCUCCCUACUGGUGCAGAACAAGCCCAGGCCCAGCAGGUACAGGCUCAACAACAACAAGCCCAAGCCCAAACCCACCAGGCUCAGGCAGGCAGCACACCUCCAGCCACUCUUCCCUUCAUGCCCUCACUUCUGCCCAAUCCUGUGGUCAACCUCACCCAAACUACAGAAGAGAGGGGGUCCACCUCUUUGUCCACCAGUAUUCCAUCAGCCACAGGGAGUGGUCAGUCCAUGGUGGUCAAGGCUCAGGUCCAUGCAAAUGGGACUGGUGACCAGCCUUGAAGUAAAAUAAAUUCCAUUUAGUGUAGGGAAGUCUGGUAACUUUCAACAGAGAAAACAUAUGUAAGAUUUGAAGAGAUAUCAAUUUAUGAAUCUGUCACAUAGAAUGUAAAUGUCAUCUGGUUCAUUGCAUGUAGAAAACUGGUGGCAGAAAGUGUUGUGAAAUUAAUUAUGAACAUGUGACAAGACCAAAUGUUGAUCAUUUAAGGCAUAAGAGUGGACUUGUUUUUCAUCUUUUUCAUGUGUGCUGAUUUAAUAAUGUUAAGUAAGAUUUUAUAAAUACUUUGAAGGAAUUUUUUUCCAUUUUACUAUCAAAGGUGAUGGUUAUUUUUCAUAAACUGGUGGUUAAAUGUUUUUGGCAAGUUGUUUGAUAUGUAUUUAUUGCAUUUUAUAAAUGUCAAUUCUUGUAAAAGGUUUACUUAUCUGAUAAAUUGGAGAUAUUACUAAAUAGAUAUGAAAGGCAAAUGUUACAUGUAAAAAAUGUCAGAAUACACAUUUCAAUUACCCUCUCUUUUAAGUAAUUGCUGAUGCCAAGUUUUAUUUCCUUCAUCCCCAGUAAUACAAGAUGCAUCAAAUGCAUCAAUGACAAACAUAAGGUUAAGGAGGUUCAUUGACAUUUGGCCAGUUAAGGCUGUUCUUUGUCUUCUUAAGAUGAAUAGUCAUUUUAUCAUUUGUGGGAGCUAGAGUGAUACCUUCUGAGAAGAUGGAUUAAUCCUUGUUGACGGCUGUAAAGAUAUUGUUGUAUUUAUCACAUGAUACAUGUGUAUGCUUUGUCGUUUUCUGUGCUCAUUAUUUUUUGGAUAUGGACUAAAUGCUUGACUUUCUUAUCAGUGUUUUUUUUAUAAAAUGGUUAAUUUACAAACACCUUGUAAUUUGAUUUAGAUGGUUGCUGUUUGUAAUACAUUUUGAUACAUAUCAAUUUUUAUUGGUGUCUUUGUUCAUGCACUAAGGCUAUACCUGUGAAGAUUUUGGGAUUAAUUUGAAAACUCUUUUAUUAAAAAUUUACCUGAAUAACAUCUCACAUAAAUUUGUUAA
Molecule: messenger RNA, 7454 nt
Organism: Lingula anatina
Lineage: Eukaryota; Metazoa; Brachiopoda; Lingulata; Lingulida; Lingulidae
Cellular component (GO): nucleus
Molecular function (GO): ATP binding; ATP hydrolysis activity
Source: RefSeq, a predicted model, not a curated record